Molecule: messenger RNA, 663 nt
Organism: Colletotrichum karsti
Lineage: Eukaryota; Fungi; Ascomycota; Sordariomycetes; Glomerellales; Glomerellaceae
Exons: 1
Coding region: 1-663 (220 amino acids)
Source: RefSeq, a predicted model, not a curated record
AUGCCCGGCAACAAGCCCAAGUUGGCCCAACUGGCCACGCCUGUCACCAGUACCUUUCCCUCUGAGACCAUCUUCUCCGCCUCGACGCCCAUCUCAGCUAGGCCCGUGUCUUGCAAAGACCUCCCUAUCAAGACACCCAUCAGCCCGCCUACAGCCUACAUGGACUUCCUCAAGGUCAUGUCUCUCAACUCGCCUGCCGCCUUCAAGCCAUCCACCUCCGGCGAGACCACGCCCGAGUCGACCCCGGAGUCCGCGCCAUCAACCGCCGCCAGCGACGAGACCGAUGUCUCUUGCAAGUGUGAGCUCCAACACAAGAGCCCGGCCACUGCUCCCGCGAUCCCUCCCAGCCCAUUCACCCAACUGCCAAUGUCCGCGCCUGCCACCGGCGCAAACUGUUUCCCAAGCCUCAAGAUUCCGCCCUCGCCAGCGGUAUCCCAUCUCGACUCUCCCAUCAGCGGCAGCACCAUCCGGUCACCAUUCAGCGCCAGAUCCGUCCAGUCAGUAUUCGACUGGGACGCCGCCCUCAAGGCGAAGAGGUUAAACGACGCCAAGAAGCCUUCGAGGACAAGCGUGAAGCACAUCCGUGAGGUCGUCACGCGAACAGUCACGUACACGCCGAGAAUGAACCCGGCACCGAAGGGCAAGAGGAGGAAGGUGGAAUGA